Messenger RNA from Zasmidium cellare ATCC 36951, 1746 nucleotides. RefSeq lists its product as uncharacterized. The record is from RefSeq and is a predicted model, not a curated record. Gene Ontology annotation, molecular function: N,N-dimethylaniline monooxygenase activity; flavin adenine dinucleotide binding; NADP binding. The coding region runs from base 1 to 1746 and encodes 581 amino acids. The transcript has 3 exons. Lineage: Eukaryota; Fungi; Ascomycota; Dothideomycetes; Mycosphaerellales; Mycosphaerellaceae.
AUGUCUGAGUACGCCUCUAACUUGGAUGCUAUCAUCAUCGGCGCCGGCCCUGCCGGCAUUGCCAUGGCAUAUCAAUUGAAGCACAAGCUUGGGUUCGAGGAGUUCACUGUUUACGAGAAGUUGGACGGCGUUGGUGGGACCUGGCGGACCAACACCUACCCAGGCUGUGGCUGCGACCUGCCCUCACAUCUCUAUUCAUUCAGUUUCAAUCUGAACCCCAACUGGUCCAAACAAUUGUGCGAGCAACCAGAGAUUUUACAGUGUGAGUGCAUGAACAGUCCAAAGCCAUUGAGUAGAGCCCAGGCUGACAGAAGGCUGCAGAUAUGGAGGACACGGUCGACAAAUUCGAUCUACCCAAGCACGUCCACAUGCAUCGAAUGUAUUGGCGCAGAGUGGAAAGCUAAUCUCAAGAAAUGGAAAGUUCACUUGAAAGAUAUCAGCACUGGAGCAGACUACUAUCGGCACGCGUCAGUUUUUGUCUCCGCCGUAGGGGCGAUCUCGUUCCCGCGAGACGUCAGGCUCUCGGGUAUGGAAGACUUCAAGGGCCCAAUGUUUCACACUGCUCGCUGGGAUCAUUCUGUCUCAUGGAAAGGCAAGAGAGUGGCAGUGAUUGGGAAUGGGUGUAGUGCGGCGCAAGUCGUUCCGGCUAUAUCAAAGGGCGCAGCUUUCGUCAAGCAAUAUGCUCGCAGCGCACAAUGGUAUCACCCUCGACCGAAUCAUCGGUUUACGGCUUUCGAGAAAUGGGCCUUCAGAUGGAUCCCACUUUGGCAGCGACUUCUUCGGCUGGGUAUAUUUCUCGAAGCCGACGAACAGACGACGGCGUACUUCCCAACACCAAAAGGCAAACGGGUCCGAGCUGCAGCUGAGAAGGAAUCAACUGAAUACAUUCGAUCAAAGGCGCCAAAGAAAUACUGGGACUUCAUCGUCCCAGACUUUCCGCUGGGCUGCAAACGACGAAUCUUCGACCCCGACUACCUCGACGCGCUAGCACAGCCUAACGUCGAGCUGCUCAACCACGGAAUCGACCACAUAACAGAGACAGGCAUCGUCUCUUCUGGUGGCGAUGUGGAAUCAUUCGACAUCAUAGUUCUCGCCACCGGCUUCCAAGUCGCAAAUUUCCUGACACCAAUGAAGAUCAUUGGGGCACACGGAGCAAGCCUGGAAGAGCAGUGGAAUGAGAGCCGUGGCGCUCAAGCCUACAUGGGCACAUACGUCCACAACUUCCCCAACCUUGCCAUUAUCUUUGGCCCGAACACGUUCCCAGCCAACAACUCCGCCCUAUUCGCCUGCGAAACCCAAGUCGACUACGCGGUCAAAUCACUCUUUGAGCCAUUGGCAGAUGGUAGAGCCGACAUCAUUGAGGUCAAACGAACCGCAGAGGACUCAGCAACGCAGAAGAUCCACCAUGAGUUGACUGCGUCUGUCUUCGCGGGCGAUUGUUCCAACUGGUACAUCGGGAAGCAUGGGCGAAACGCAGCAUCCUGGCCUGGUCUCGCUCGGUCGUUCUGGCUGGCAACCUAUUUUCCAAACUGGAAGGCUUUCAAUAUGAAAGGUGGGACAAUCUUCUGGCCUCUUAAGGCUUUCCAGCGUCGCGUGCUCCAAAUCCUUACAUCUUCCACAACAUAUCAGCUGUCGGCGAUUCUGGUGGUGACGAUGAUGAUGUUUGGAGAUCGCCAAGGAGUUUUGAGUGCCAUGACGGCGGUCAGACAUGGGCUGGGGAACAGACUGCUGGGCUGGCGACGAUAG